AUGACUGUGUUUCGUGACCAGUCAGCCCAGCUCGCGGCAUGUGUGUUUGUCCUGACCGUCCCGGCAUACCUGUGCCUGGCUCUCCGGAUCUACAUUCGGCUGUGGCGAAGAACCUGGGGUGCAGAUGAUUGGUGUCUGAUUGUUGCGUCGUUCUUGUUCAUCGGCUGCUGCGUAACCUGCAUCAUCGGGCCCUUGAAGGGCGUCGGCGUCGGUGAUACCCAGCUGCAUAAGGGCGAGGAUGUGACCGGAAUGAUGUGGUGGACGCUGUUCACAGUGUUCUAUUGCAGUGGGAUUAUUCCAACCAAGCUCAGCAUUGGCUUUACCUUGCUGCGCAUUGCCGAGACCAAAGUCGUGUACCGCUGGGCUCUUUACAUUGUCAUGCUAGGGUUCACGAUAGUCUCCAUGGUUGUGUUCCUCUUUGUGAUGCUCCAAUGCCGGCCCUUUGCUGCCAACUGGGACAAGACCAUCCCGGGCAUGUACUGCAUCGACUCCAAGACCACAACCCAGUUCAGCUUCGCCCUGUCCUCGACCAACAUCAUUACCGACUGGAUUAUUGCUGCCCUCCCGCUGCCGCUGCUGUGGAAGACUCAAAUGAACACCAAAACCAAGCUGUCCGUUGGAGGUCUGUUGAGUUUGGGAAUCAUAGCAAGCAUUGCGGCCAUCGUGCGCCUCAAGUAUACCAUUGCUCUGUCAUCCAGCUCAAACUUCCUGCUGGGAAUCAAAAACGUGCAGAUGUGGGCCUAUGUGGAAUUCGGGCUCGGCAUCAUCGUUGCAUCCAUGACGGCUCUGCGCCCGCUCCUCGAGCGGCUAGGCUGGACCCAGAAAUCACACCAGUCCGACACUCCGCUCGAGCAAUGGGCGGCGCGCGAGGACAGCAGGAACAAGCGGCUCAAGCGCUCUCUGUUCUCCAUCACUGCGGCAGAGAAUGACAUGGAGCAUCUCACGCAGCGCAGUGAGGAAAGGCUGUCUGAUACAUUAGAGCAUGGAAAGGGGCCGCAUGCGAGUGAUCAUGAAGGAGACAUUAGCUUGAACAAAGCUUCUGUUCGCUGA
Penicillium alfredii is the source of this 1050-nucleotide messenger RNA. RefSeq lists its product as uncharacterized. The transcript is spliced from 2 exons. The record is from RefSeq and is a predicted model, not a curated record. Bases 1 to 1050 code for a protein of 349 amino acids. NCBI's taxonomy places the organism in Eukaryota, Fungi, Ascomycota, Eurotiomycetes, Eurotiales, Aspergillaceae.